CUUUCAACCAUAACAUAUUUUUCAAUUCCUCAUCAAUUCACUGAGAUUACAUUUUUUUACAGACAUUUUCUUAAUGGGUGCUUUCUUAUUAGUAACUGGAGAAAGCAGUUUAAUAAAUGUGUCAAGUGCAGUGUCUGGUUGCUCAUCAUUACACACCACAGACCAGCAAAUAUUCUUUAUAUGAUCAGCAUAGGAAUCACUACAAAACCUCUUGUAGGACCUCUUAUACACAAUAUUAAGUCCAGCCUUUGGAACUUUGGUUUUCCUAGAUAUGGUAAUAUUGUGAUCACUAUAGCCAUUGGAUUUGGAUACUGCUUUACAGCAGAUUUCUCUAUCAUUAGUAAAGAUGUGGAUGAUUUCAUUCUCUAUAUCCAGGGUGUUUUUCUCUUGGUAGAGGUCCUAAGUCAGAUCCAGUCAACUGGCUUUUAAUCAGUGUGAAUUCAUGGGAGCUAGUACCAGAGAUAAUGGUGAUGGCUGAUUAGCAAUUCUGUCUGCCGUUGAAAGCAAUCAUUUUGUCAUUCACUCAUCUGUGGUAGAUGAGAGCUAAGAUCCUGUGUUGUCUGCCCUUUUUCCUGUGAGGGCAACUGGGCCGAAAGGAAGUCAUUUCACCUUGAGUCAUCGCUGUUUCUCCCUGACCAGAGUGAGCGGUGAAAGUAAGGCUGAGUUCGUCUUCGCCUCGUUGACCGAAGACGAGGGUCCUUAUGAAGAGCUCCUGAAUAUACCAGAGGAUAGUAUAAUGGAACAGUAUUUGUGUUUUAUAUGAGAGCUGAAAGAACAGGAGACGGACAUGAAGACUAGACAGAUACGGGCGGCUGACAUUCUGGGUCCUGAUGGAUUGCUCUCUAUGGAUCACAGCACUCCUGGCUUUGGCAUAAUAACACAGCUCCGAUCCGAACACAGCACCAGCUCCGAUCCGAACACAGCACCAGCUCCGAUCCGAACACAGCACCAGCUCCGAUCCGAACACAGCACCAGCUCCGAUCCGAACAGCACCAGCUCCGAUCCGAACACAGCACCAGCUCCGAUCCGAACACAGCACCAGCUCCGAUCCGAACACAGCACCAGCGCCGAUCCGAACAGCACCAGCUCCGAUCCGAACACAGCACCAGCUCCGAUCCGAACACAGCACCAGCUCCGAUCCGAACACAGCACCAGCUCCGAUCCGAACACAGCACCAGCUCCGAUCCGAACACAGCACCAGCUCCGAUCCGAACACAGCACCAGCGCCGAUCCGAACAGCACCAGCUCCGAUCCGAACACAGCACCAGCUCCGAUCCGAACACAGCACCAGCUCCGAUCCGAACACAGCACCAGCUCCGAUCCGAACAGCACCAGCUCCGAUCCGAACACAGCACCAGCUCCGAUCCGAACAGCACCAGCUCCGAUCCGAACACAGCACUGAAAGUCCACACCCCCUUCAACUUUUUUCACAUUUUGUACCUCAGUUUCAUGCAUUUAAAUAAGGACCCCACACACUCACACACACACACACGCACACACACACACUUAUCUACACACCAUACUGCACACUUUUAAGAAAAUUGUUUUUUUUGUGUGUAAAAAUAUAUAUACAUAUGUGUGUGAGUCUGUUGGGAUAGCUCACUACCAACUUUGCACACUUAAAUUUGGAAAUAUUUGACCAUUCUUCUUUACAAACUGUUCAAGCUCUGUCAAGUUCCUUGGGGAUCGUUAAUGGACAGCAAUCUUCAAGUCAUGCCACUAAGUUUUGAUUGGAUUUAGGUCAGGGCUCUGAAUGGGCCAUUCAAGGACAUAUACAUUUUUAUUCCUUAGUCACUACACUGUAGCUUUGGCUUGUUUGCUUUGGGCGUUGUCAUGGUGAAAGGUGAACUUCCGUUCCAGUUUCCGUUCCAGGUCAGCAGGUUUUCCUCAAGGACUUUUCUGUACAUUGCUCCAUAAAUUGUUCCUUCUAUCCUGAUAAGUGCUAGUCCCUGAUUGCCAUAACAUGAUGCUGCCACCACAAUGCUUUACAGUAGGGAUGGUGUUCUUUGGGUGAUGUGCAGUGUUGGGUUUGCGCCAAACGUAAUGCUUUGCAUUUAGACCAACAUUUUACAUUUCAGUUUCAUCAGACCAAACGUUGACACAUGGCUACAGAAUCUCCUGAGUUUUUUUUUUUUUUGCGUACUUCAAACAGGAUUCAAGGUGGGCUUUCUUGAGUAAUGGCUUCCUUCUUGCCACUGUACCAAACAUGCUUGGGGGUGUGUAUUUAUUCCUUGUGUAAUUUUUUUUCAAAAAAAAAAAAAAUGUAUAAUUCUCUCUGCAUUGUUGGGAAGGGCCCCGUAAGUAAGCAUUUCACUGUUAGUCUACACCUGUUGUUUACAAAGCAUGUGACAAAUACAUUUAUUUGAUAUUGUUGUCACAUGACCACUUUGACCAACCAUAAAACACUGUAGUUCUUUUAAAGUUGCCAUUGUGCUCUCGGUACCCUCUCUGAUUAGUCUUCUACUUGCUCGGUCAUUCAGUUUGGAGGGAUAAAGGCAAGGUAUACACUGUCCAGCUCCUUGGUGCUCAUGGUUGAGUGUUUGCGUUGCAAUUCACUACCCAGCAGUGGGAACCAUACAGUAACUGCUGAAUUUAUCCUGAAAUCAAGUGAAUAACUACAAUUUAACACCGGUGGAGGCCAAUUAACUUGGUGUGUGAUUUUGAAGGUGAUUGGUUACACCUGAGCUAAAUUAGGAUUGUGAUUACACUGAUCCAAACAAGCAAUUUAAUUUUUUAUUUUAAAAAAAUCUUCAAAUUAUAUAUAUUUUUUUAUUAAUAUUUUAUUUUACCUCGAAGUUGUGGGGUAGGAUGUGUAGAUCAAUAAAGGGGAAAAAACUUUUAAUUCCAGGCUACAGUAUACAGUGCAUUCAGAAAGUAUUCAGACCCCUUGACUUUUUCCACAUUUUGUUAUGUUAGUCUUAUUCGAAAAUUGAUUAAAUUAAA
This is a messenger RNA of Oncorhynchus tshawytscha (Chinook salmon), 2943 nucleotides long. RefSeq names its product soluble scavenger receptor cysteine-rich domain-containing protein SSC5D-like. Lineage: Eukaryota; Metazoa; Chordata; Actinopteri; Salmoniformes; Salmonidae. The record is from RefSeq and is a predicted model, not a curated record. The transcript is spliced from 3 exons. Bases 788 to 1402 code for a protein of 204 amino acids.